ACACUGAAUUGUUGUAGUUUCUCUCUCUCUCUCUCUCUCUCUCUCUCUCUCUCUAUCCCUCUCCCUCCCUCUCUCUCUCUCUCUCUGCGAAAUGGGUUCUGAAUAAACCUGCACGUGGAGGGACUAAGGAAGAAGAAAACAGAUUGAGAUCUGACCCAUUUUUCAAUUUCACUUUUUUGGGUUUUUACGUAAUUUGGAAUUGAAUUUGGAGACCCUUUGUCAAAAGGGGUCUUCUUCUCUACAAAUCUUCAUACCUCUCUACACUGGUCUCUUUGAUUUUGUGAGAGUGACUUUGUAGUUGGAGCUAUGGCGGUCGAAAUUGUGGGAUUUGAGAUGGUUCAAGGACCAUUGGAGAAUGGUGUUGAAGGAGGCAAACCUGUUGCACUUGAGAAGGAGAAUGGAAAGCUGGAACAAGAUUCGGGAGCUGGUGAGACCAUCAAAUUCGGGUCGCAUGGAGAUGAAUCUGCGAAAGGGGAAGCCAAUGAUGUUUCUGAUUCCAAUAGCCCGACAAAUGCUGCUGAAGAAUGGCCUGCACCUAAGCAGAUUCAUUCAUUCUACUUUGUGAGAUGCAGGCCUUAUGAUGAUCCAUCCAUCAAAACAAAAAUUGAUCUGCUUGACAAGGAGAUCAGCAAGAAAAAUCAAGCUCGCUUUCAGAUCACUGAAGCUCUGAAGGCCAAGCGGUCGGAACGAGCAGAGCUGAUUUCUCAGAUUAAGAUUCUCAGAGGUGACAGCAAGCAAUUCCAGAGUAUUUUUGAUGAGAAAAUGAAAGAGAUCGAGCCUCUGCAGCAGGCACUUGGAAAGCUGCGUAAUGCGAACAAUGCAGGUCGGGGUGGUUUAUGCUCAUCUGAGGAGGAACUUAAUGAUGUUAUAUAUAGCUUACAAUACCGCAUUCAGCAUGAGAGCAUUCCAUUGACUGAGGAAAAACAACUCCUCCGAGAAAUCAAACAGCUUGAGGGGACAAGGGAGAAAGUUAUUGCUAAUGCUGCAAUGAGGACCAAGUUACAGGAUACUAUCGGGCAGAAAGACGCCAUCCAAGAUCAAGUUAAGCUUAUAGGCGGGGAUUUGGAUGGAGUGAAGAAGGAAAGACAGGCGAUUCGGUCCAAAAUCAAGCAAAUUGAUGAUGUGCUGAAGACCAUAGACACCGAUAUCCAGUCUCUGCAGGAUGAACUGACUGCUAUAACUCAGAAGAGGGAAAAAUCUUUUGAGAGCAUUCAGCAGCUGAGGAAACAGCGCGACGAGGGGAACUCCUAUUUCUACCAAAGUCGUACGCUUCUGACCAAAGCACGUGAGCUGGCUGCUAAGAAAGAUAUUAACGCCCUUGAUGAACUUUCACAGACAGAGGUUGAGAAAUUCAUGUCACUUUGGAACAGUGGCAAAACUUUUAGGGAUGACUAUGAAAAAAGAAUUUUGUCAUCAUUGGAUAUGAGGCAACUGAGCAGGGAUGGACGGAUGAGAAACCCUGAUGAAAAGCCACUGCUUGAAGAACCGAAACCUGCUGAAGCUGAGGCAUUACCAAAAUCUGUCCUGAAACAGGCAAAGGAGGAGCCUAAGCCUUCUCCACUAGAAACUUUGGCUGCUCAGAAAGAAAGCAAAAACAAAGCAAAGGAUUUGAAAACCAACAAGUCGGAUAAUAAGGAUUUAGCAGAAGUUGAUGAUUAUGAAUUUGAAAAUCCCCAAAAGGAGACUGCUGCGAAAGAGCCUGCAAUCGAUCCUGCAAAGUUGAAAGAGAUGAAAAGAGAAGAGGAAAUCGCAAAAGCAAAGCUGGCUGCAGAAAGGAAGAAGAAGUUAGCAGAGAAAGCUGCAGCCAAAGCAGCUCUCAGAGCACAAAAGGAAGCUGAGAAGAAGCUUAAGGACCGUGAGAAGAAAGCAAAGAAGAAAUCUGGAACCGUCACCCAGGAGGAACAGGAAGCGGCAGAAGUCGAGGCUACCGAACCAGAAAAGGUUAACGACCUUGUUGAGGCCGCUCCAGCUCCAGUGAAGGAAAAGGUCACAAAGGAGAGCAGUGUGAGGUCCCGAAGCCGAGCUAAAGCCCCCGAGUUGAUUCCAAAAGCUAUUCUGAAGAGGAAAAAGUCCAACAAUUACUUGGUAUGGAUCGCAGUUGCUGCUUUGAUAGUCCUGCUGCUGUUGGUUUUGGGAUACACCUAUCUUCUCUGAAGAACUUUAGGAUCUAUAGAAGGAACUUUUAAACCAAUUUUCCUAAUUGGGUGGCUAGGUUUGUGAGGUAGCUUAAGUUAUUUCUGUUUCUUAACAUCCUCUUAGGGGAAUUGACCACAAAAACAUACUAUGUUGUGCUUUUUGCUCAUGUCUUUGGGAAAAAGCUAUAUACUCUAGUUUUAAUACUGUAUUUUUCUUUCAAAUUUUGUUCAGAUUUCAUGAGUUGUUGUUACUGGAAUGGUUUCUAUAUACAGUUAAAUUCCUUAGAGGAGGAAUAGUAACCAUGAUAUACUGAAAAACUCUUUCUGGAGAAUUCAAA
Molecule: messenger RNA, 2473 nt
Organism: Cicer arietinum (chickpea)
Lineage: Eukaryota; Viridiplantae; Streptophyta; Magnoliopsida; Fabales; Fabaceae
Product: proton pump-interactor 1-like
Source: RefSeq, a predicted model, not a curated record